AGUUGAAUGCCCCUUUAGAGGUAGAGAACAAAAAAGAAACAAAAUCUUCUUUGUUUUGGAUAACUUCUACAAAAUCUCAAUUAUAUGCAUCAUCACCGGCUCAGCCUUUGGUUGUUAUAAUUUAUAUAUAAGUAGGAAUUUCUCUUCAUCUUUAAGUUGCCUGUCUGACUCUUCCUAUCCAAUCUUUUGGUUUCUCUUUCUCCGAGUCAUGGCUUCUGAUCUAUCCUCCAUUUUAGUUAUCACUCUCUUUGCUAUCUCAUUAGUGAACUUAACUCCAUCCUUGGUGCUUGCUAGAAAGCCAUGCCACUUUCCUGCAAUAUUUAACUUUGGUGAUUCAAACUCUGACACAGGAGGCUUGUCAGCCGCAUUUGGCCAGGCUCCUCCUCCUAAUGGACUGUCUUACUUUGGCGGCCCCGCUGGCCGCUAUUCCGAUGGCCGCCUUGUCAUCGAUUUCAUAGCCCAGAGCCUUGGAUUACCAUAUCUAAGCGCAUUUCUUGACUCCGUUGGAAGCAACUUUAGUCAUGGAGCUAACUUUGCCACUGCUGGAUCUACGAUUAGACCUCAGAACACAACUUUACAUCAAAGCGGUUUCAGCCCUAUCUCUUUGAACGUUCAGUACUACGAGUUCCAUGAUUUUCUUGUAAGGUCACAAGUUGUGCGUAAAAAAGGUGGAGUUUAUGAAAGGUUAUUGCCAAAGGAAGAAGACUUCUCAAAUGCCUUGUACGCCUUUGAUAUUGGCCAAAAUGAUCUCACUGCUGGUUACUUCUUAAACAUGUCUACGGACGAAGUUAAAGCAUAUGUUCCUGAUGUGCUUAGUCAGUUCCAGACUAUAAUUCAGUAUAUAUAUAGCCAAGGAGGUAGAUACUUUUGGAUACACAAUACAGGUCCUGUUGGGUGUCUACCAUACGUCCUGGAACGUGUCCCGGUCUUAGCAGGCCAGAUUGAUAAAUAUGGAUGUGCCUCUCCAUUCAAUGAAGUGGCUCAAUUUUUCAACCAAGGAUUGAAAAAGGCGGUGGAACAGUUGCGCAAAGAUUUGCCAAAUGCAGUAAUCACAUACGUUGAUGUUUACUCGGUCAAAUACUCCCUAAUUAGCCAAGGAAGAAAGCAUGGGUUCAGUCAUCCUCUUAAAACAUGCUGCGGUCAUGGUGGCAAGUACAAUUACAACAAGAACUUAGGCUGUGGAGCAAAGGUUCAUAAACAUGGGAAGGAAGUGUUAGUGGGGGCACCUUGCAAAGAUCCUUGGACUUACGUAAAUUGGGACGGAGUACACUUUACACAAGCAGCUAAUCAGUACAUAUUUGAACGUAUUGUUGAUGGUUCAUUUUCAGACCCUCCAAUUCCAUUAAAUUUGGCCUGUCAUAGGAACUAGGAAGGGGAAGUGAACUCUUUUUACAUUUUUAACUGUUUUUUUUUUCGUUUUAUGUAUUAAGAAAGUUCAGUGCCAUGCUUAAGUUGGAUUAUUUUUAAUUGUUUCAACUCUUUCUUUAUGAUAAUGGCUGAUAAA
This is a messenger RNA of Durio zibethinus, 1504 nucleotides long. Its product is annotated as GDSL esterase/lipase At3g26430-like. Lineage: Eukaryota; Viridiplantae; Streptophyta; Magnoliopsida; Malvales; Malvaceae. The record is from RefSeq and is a predicted model, not a curated record. Gene Ontology annotation, molecular function: hydrolase activity, acting on ester bonds.